AGCGGUGCCCCGGCCCCCACCAGCCCCCCAGCGCCCAUCUGUCCCCCCCGCACGUGUCUGAACGGCGGCACCUGCCAGCUGGGUGCCCAGAACCUCCUGGAGUGCCUGUGCCCCGCGGGCUUUGCUGGCGUGUACUGCGAGGUGGAGGCAAGGGGAACGACGUCAGCCCCGGGCACGCCAGCCCUGCCACCUGCACAGAGGGUCAGCAUCGCCCAGGUGGGCAGCACCUCCCUCAAAGUGGACCUGCAGAACUACGUCCAGUCCAAGGCGCAGCUGAAGGGCAUCCGCCUGAGCUACCGGAACCUGUCGGGGCCGGACAAGCGGCCGGUGAUGCUGCGCUUGCCGGCCUCGCUCUCCGAGUACACGGUGCGGGCGCUGAAACCCAACUGCACCUACCGCGUGUGCAUCGGGGCACUGGGGGAGCUCCCCAAGGAGGAGCACUGUGCUGAGGCACAGACCCUGCCCCUCAGCCUGCAGCAGCACUCCCCUGUCAGCCAGAGCCAGGACCCCAACCUCGCCCUGAUCCUCGUCCCUGCGCUGGCUGCCAUGCUGCUGCUGCUGCUGCUGGUCACCGCCGCCAUGUACUACUGCCGGCACCGCCGGGCCAAGGCACACGCUGGCACUGGGGUAGACACCGGCCCACUGGAGCUGGAAGGGGUGAAAGCCUGCCUGGAAAACGGGGAUUUGAGCAGCCACGGCUGCAAGGUGCCAGAGGCGGCGAUGCUUUCUGGCGGCUCUGAGUGCGAGGUGCCGCUCAUGCAGUCGCACUACCCCAGCAACAACAACACCCCGGGGCUCAAACCCUCCUACUUCUGAACCCAAAGGGCUUCCAGAGCCUUGGACACAGGAGGGCUGAGCUCCAGUGGCAGCACCUGGCCAUGUCCCUCUGGGAUACGGAUUGCCAAGGAGCUGACUGAAUUGAGGCAGAAACCCCCCAAACCUACAACGUGCAAUUUCCGAGAGGCUGCCACACUUCGGGAGGAGACACGAAUUUUACUGCCCUGUGCCUUGAUUUCUGUGACUCUAACUAGAAUGUGGGUAGCAGAAGAGAAGUGGGGGGUUAAUUUGGGGGUUGGGGGGCUUUUUUUAGCUCCUGCUAAAGAGAAAGCUGCUGUGAUUCGGCUGAGGGGCACCCACGUGCUGGUAACAAGGGUCCUUCAGCGGAGCACGGCCCGUGACUCGACUCCCUGGAAGCUGAUGUGAGCAAUACGGCCUGGCCGAGGUGCUGGGACCCUCGGGACCCCCCGGGCCAAAGGAAGUGCCGAGCAGGCAAACCGGGAAUUGAAGCUUUAAGAACUCAGAGAGAAUAUUUAUACACCGUUAUUUCCCAUUUCUUCUGGGAAAACUUUUUUUUUUUAGUACAGGUUUGUGUACAUCUCUUUUGUAAGGCAGACCAGAAGGAUGUCUUUUUGUAAAAAAAACCCAAAAAACAAAAUAAUUAAAAUAACAACAACGAAAAGUUCUGUGCAGCCCUAAGCACCUCGGCAGGCGCUGCCCGUCCCAGGCAGGGGUGUGGGCAGCGCGGCGUGUCCCCUGCAGAGGAGCGGGAAGGUCAGCCGUGUCCUCCCGUUGUUGUUGGCGAGCACCGGGAUGAGUCAGGGUAAGGGAGGGGGGACUUUUCCCGACUCUGGGCGUUUUUACCCCCAGGGCGCUGCCCCCCACCUCGGGCGCUGAGGAUGUGUUCCCAAAACAGAGGCCACGGGGUUCAAAUCAGCCCCUGCCCUGCGCAUCAUCCAGCCUUACUUCAUCCUCCCCGCCUGCCAGAUGGCUCCGGGGCCAGCUGCGGGACAAACAGCCCAGCCCAACCUCCUGACGUCACCCGCGGCGGCACCGGGACCCCCAAAUCGCCCGUGACAAGUGUCAGCCCGCGUGGCCCCCCGGGCCGGGGGCCGCAGCCAGAACCCCCCGCUGCCCGGCCCCAGGAACAGCCGGUUUUGUGCGCUGGCCCUGG
Cyanistes caeruleus (blue tit) is the source of this 1951-nucleotide messenger RNA. The record is from RefSeq and is a predicted model, not a curated record. Lineage: Eukaryota; Metazoa; Chordata; Aves; Passeriformes; Paridae.